Messenger RNA from Indicator indicator, 5825 nucleotides. RefSeq names its product SET binding factor 1 (gene SBF1). Lineage: Eukaryota; Metazoa; Chordata; Aves; Piciformes; Indicatoridae. The record is from RefSeq and is a predicted model, not a curated record. The transcript has 43 exons. The coding region runs from base 1 to 5760 and encodes 1919 amino acids.
AUGGCUCGCCUGGCCGAUUACUUCGUCCUCGUAGGCUACGACCCCGGCAAACGCGGGAGCGGGGAUGGCCAGGGACAGAUCCUGCAGCGCUUCCCAGAGAAGGAUUGGGAGGACAACCCCUUUCCACAGGGCAUUGAGCUGUUCUGCCAGCCCAGCGGCUGGCAGCUGUUCCCCGAGAUGAACCCUCCCAGCUUCUUCGUGGCCGUGCUGACCGACAUCAACUCCGAGCGCCACUACUGCGCCUGCUUCACCUUCUGGGAGCCCCUGGACACCACGCAGGCUCAAAGCCACCCCAGGAAUGGUGAGGAGGAGGAGGAAGAGGAGGAACCAUCAUCUCCUGUUCAACCCACACAGCUCUUUGCUCCCAAAAGCUUGGUGCUGGUGUCACGCUUGGACCAUGCUGAGGUGUUCAGGAACAGCCUGGGCUUGAUCUACACCAUCUACGUGGACGGGAUGAGCGUGGCCUUGGAGAGCGUGGUGGGCAACCUCCUCACCUGCACCAUCCCCAUCACUGGAGGAGCUCAGCCUGACCUGGAGGACGAAGCAGCGAGGACCAUCUGCCUAGGAGCAGGGGACAGGCAGGUCAUCCAGACCCCCAUCAACGACUCCUUGCCCGUCAGUAGCUGCAGUGUGGCCCUGCUCUUCCGACAGCUUGGCAUCACCAACGUGCUGUACCUCUUCUGCGCGGCGCUGACGGAGCACAAGAUCCUCUUCCUCUCCAGCAGCUACCAGCGGCUGACCGACGCCUGCCGCGCUCUCCUGGCCCUGAUGUUUCCCCUCAAGUACAGCUUCACCUACGUGCCCAUCUUGCCUGCACAGCUCCUGGAGGUCCUGAGCACUCCAACACCCUUCAUCAUUGGGGUCCACUCCAUCUUCCAGUCGGAGACCCAAGAACUGCUGGAUGUGGUCAUUGCAGACCUGGAUGGUGGGACUGUCAAUGUCCCCGAGUGUGUCCACAUCUCCCUGCUGCCUGAACCUCUGCUCCAGCAGACCCGGGAAGCCCUCUCCAUGGUCCUGGACCCAGAGCUGGAAGUGGCUGACCUUGCCUUCCCCCCCUCAACCAUCUCUGCCUCUUCUCUCAAAAUGCAGGACAAGGAGAUCCGCGCCGUCUUCCUGCGGCUGUUUGCUCAGCUGCUGCAGGGCUAUCGCUGGUGCCUGCACAUCAUCCGCAUCCACCCCGAGCCUGUCAUCCGCUUCCACAAGGCAGCCUUCCUGGGGCAGAGGGGGCUGACAGAAGAUGACUUCCUCACCAAGGUGCUGGAGGGCAUGGCCUUCGCCGGCUUCGUCACAGAGCGGGGUGCCCCCUACCGCGCCAUUGACCUAUUCGAUGAGCUUGUGGCUUAUGAAGUGAAGCGCAUGAAGGCAGAAGAGGGGAACAAGCAGAAGAUCCUAAGGCACAUCAAGGAACUGGCAGAGAAGCUGUACAAAAAUGAGAACCCCUACCCAGCAGUGACCAUGCACACAGUGAAGAAGCCCAAGGAAGGCCACCACUUGCGGGUCCAGCAGAAGCCUUUCCCCAGGCUGGAUGAGGGCUUGGUGCAGUGGAUCAUCGACCAGGCCACCGCCAAGCUGCAGACAGCUCCUCCAGCUGUGAAGGCUGAGGUGAAGUGCAUGGUGCCAUCAGGACCUCCCAUCGCUGCCAUCAUGGAGCGCAACGGCAAUGCCAUGGCCAACAGCGCCCGGCGCCUGGAGGUGGUCAGGAACUGCAUCUCCUACGUCUUUGAGAACAAGAUGUUGGAAGCCAAAAAGCUGUUCCCAGCUGUGCUGCGGGCCAUGAAGGGCCGAGCAGCUCGGCAGUGCCUGACCCAGGAGCUGAACCUCCAUGUCCAGCAGAACAGGGCCGUGCUGGACCACCAGCAGUUCGACUUCGUCAUCCGCAUGAUGAACUGCUGCCUGCAGGACUGCACAGCCAUGGACGAGCAUGGGAUCGCGGCAGCGCUCCUGCCGCUAGUCACCGCCUUCUGCCGGAAACUGAGCCCAGGCAUCACGCAGUUUGCCUACAGCUGCGUGCAGGAGCACGUGGUGUGGACCAACAUCCAGUUCUGGGAGGCCAUGUUCUACUGCGAUGUCCAGAACCACAUCCGGGCCUUGUACCUUGACAGCACUGAGGAGAACCACAUGGAGGAGGAGGAAAGCCAAGAAGCCAAGUCUGCCCUGGAGAUAGCAUCUGAGCAGUUGAGGUUGUGGCCCACCAUGAGCAAGGAGAAGCAGCAGGAGCUGAUCCAGAAGGAGGAGAGCACAGUCUUCAGCCAGGCCAUCCACUACGCCAACCGCAUGAGCUACCUUCUGCUGCCCCUGGACACCAGCAAGAACCGACUGCUCCGCAGCUCAGGACUGGGAGACGUGGAGAGUGUCAGCAACAGCUUCGUCACCAACAGCAUCGCCGGCAGCGUGGCCGAGAGCUACGACACAGAGAGCGGCUUCGAGGACGCCGAGAGCUCGGACGUGGCCAACUACGUGGUGAGGUUCAUCAACCGCUUCGUGGACAAGGUCUGCACCGAGAGCGGCGUCACCAACGAGCACCUCAAGGGGCUGCACGUCAUGAUCCCAGAUAUCGUGCAGAUGCACAUAGAGACCUUGGAUGCUGUCCACAGGGAGAGCAAGAGGCUUCCUCCCAUCCAGAAGCCCAAGCUGCUGCGGCCCAACCUGCUGGUGGGUGAGGAGUGUGUGAUGGAGGGGCUCCGUGUGUACCUCAUGCCUGAUGGGCGGGAGGAAGCUGCUGGAGGAAAUAUUGGUGGUCCACCUCUGCUCCCUGCAGAAGGAGCCAUCUUCCUCACCACCUACCGCAUCAUCUUCAAAGGGACACCCACAGACCCACUGGUGGGGGAGCAGGUGGUGAUCAGAUCCUUCCCCAUCGCCUCGCUGACCAAAGAGAAGAAGAUCAGCAUCCAGGCCCAGGUGGAUCAGUUCAUCCAGGAGGGCUUGCAGCUCCGCUCCUGCACAUUCCAGCUUCUGAAGAUUGCCUUCGACGAGGAGGUGGCUUCGGAGAGUGCCGAGAUCUUCCGGAAGCACCUCCACAAGCUGCGCUACCCCCAGCACGUGCGUGGCACCUUCGCCUUCACCGUGGGCCAGGCCCCCAAGCAGGCCAUGCAGCCCAAGCCCAAGGAGAAGAACCCUUCCCUCAGGACGCUGUCCAAGAACCUGGUGAAGAACGCCAAGAAGACCAUCGGCCGGCAGUAUGUGACCAGGAAGAAAUACACCCCACCCACCUGGGACCAGAGGAGCAGCCAGCACUUCCCAGAGGACAACGAGGAUGAGAUCUCAGUGUCUGAAGAGAUGGACAGAAGCACUUUGACCCCCAGCACCACCAUCAGACCUUCAGACAAGAUGACCAUCAACCACCUGGUGGAGCGAGCCUGCUGCAGGGACUACCAGCGGCUGGGGCUGGGCACCCUCAGCAGCAGCCUGACGCGCUCCAAGAACGAACCCUUCCGCAUCUCCACCGUCAACCGCAUGUACGCCAUCUGCCGCAGCUACCCCGGGCUGCUGAUCGUGCCGCAGAGCAUCCAGGACAACACCAUCCAGCGGAUCUCGCGCUGCUACCGCCAGAGCCGCUUCCCGGUGGUCUGCUGGCGCAACGCCCGCACCAAGGCCGUGCUGCUGCGCUCCGGGGGCCUCCACGGCAAGGGCGUCGUGGGGCUCUUCAAGUCCCAGAACGCUCCCACCCCAGGCCCCUCUCAGACGGACUCCACCAGCCUAGAGCAGGAGAAGUAUCUGCAGGCUGUCAUCAACUCCAUGCCUCACUACGCCGAUGCUGGUGGCCGCAACACCUUGAGUGGCUUCACCUCGGCCCACAUGAGCAGCACCGAUCUGUCCGACAGGAGACAACCCAAGCUGGGAUCCCUCAUGAAGCAGGUGAUGGGAGGGAAGGACGAUGGGCCCGGGACAAUUAGCCGUGGAGGGCUCGCUCACCGAGCUCGUGUCAUCACCCUGUCCACCCCCAAGUGCGUGUCUCCAAAGGGCCGUGAGACCCCCCGAGGGAAGUGGGGCAGCAUCCGGGCCAGCGGCCGCAUGAGCAGCUACGCCCUCAACGUGGACAUCGGGUCCCGGCUGGCCGGGAAGGACCUCCUGGGGACCCAGCACAACGGCACCCCCUCGGAGGCCACCUUCCUGCGGCCACACCGCGCCUCCCUUUACAUCAUCGGGGACAAGUCCCAGCUGAAGGGGGUGAAGCCAGACCCGCUGCAGCACUGGGAGGUGGUGCCCAUCGAGGUCUUCGAUGUCAGGCAGGUGAAAGCCAGCUUCAAGAAAUUGAUGAAGGCCUGCGUGCCAGGCUGCCCUUACAUUGAUCCCAGCGUCACCUACUUGAGGUCUUUGGAGGAGUCUGAAUGGUUGUCCCAGAUCCACAAGAUCCUGCAGAUUUCAGUGUUGGUAGUGGAGCUCCUGGACACGGGUUCCUCUGUGCUCGUCAGUCUGGAGGACGGCUGGGACAUCACCACACAGGUGGUGUCCUUGGUGCAGCUGCUGUCAGACCCCUACUACCGGACGCUGGAGGGCUUUCGCCUGCUGGUGGAGAAGGAGUGGUUGUCCUUUGGCCACCGCUUCAGCCACCGUGGAGCCCAGACGUUGGCCGGCCAGAGCAGUGGCUUCGCCCCCAUCUUUCUGCAGUUCCUGGACUGUGUCCACCAGAUCCACCUGCAGUUCCCCAUGGAGUUUGAGUUCAGCCAAUACUACCUGAAGUUCCUCAGCUACCACUACAUCUCCAACCGCUUCCGGACUUUCCUGCUGGACUCGGACUACGAGCGCAUCGAAUUGGGUCUCCUGUACGAGGAGAAGGGUGAGAAGAAGAGCCAGCAGGUCUGCAAGUCCAUCUGGGACUACAUCGAGCGGCUGAACAAGAAGGCUCCUGUCUUCUUCAACUACAUGUAUGCUCCUGAGGACGGGGAGGUGCUGAGGCCGUACAGCAACAUCUCCAACCUGAAGGUGUGGGACUACUACACGGAGGAAACCCUUUCUGAGGGCCCUUCCUACGACUGGGAGCUGACUCAGGGGCAGGUGGAGCAGGUGGAGGAGGACAGGCAGGACACCAGCGCUCCCCAGACCAAGCGCAGGAUCAUCUGGCCCUGCUAUGACAACCGUGGCCGCACGGAGCCCGAUGCCAUCUCCAAGCUGCUGGAGGAGCUGCAGAACCUGGAGAUGGAGCUGGGGCAGGUCCCAGAGCGCUGGAAGGAGACCUGGGACAAGGUGAAAGCCUCGCAGCGCAGCGAGGCGCGGCAGGAGGGCAGCAGGACCCCCAGCUCCCUGCUAAUGUCCUCUGGCCUGUCCCACCACCGGCGCUCCCUGGGGGUCUACCUGCAGGAGAGCGGAGUGGGCUCCAGCCUGAACCUGAGCCUGGACAGCGACACCAGCAGCACCUCCACUCCCUCCAGUGGCAAGCAGGGUGGCCGCAGGAGCACCUCCACCCUCUACAGCCACUUCCAGAUGUCCGAGAGCGAGAACAGGUCCUAUGAGGGGUCUCUCUACAAGAAAGGAGCCUUCAUGAAGCCCUGGAAGCCUCGCUGGUUCGUGCUGGAUAAAACCAAACAUCAGCUGCGGUACUACGACAGCCGGAUGGACACGGAGUGCAAAGGGGUCAUCGACCUGGCCGAGGUGGAGUCCAUCACCCCAGGAACCCCCACCAUGGGAGCUCCCAAGACCGUGGAUGAGAAAGCCUUCUUUGAUCUGAAGACCACGAAACGCGUUUACAACUUCUGCGCCCAGGACGUGCAGGUGGCCCAGCAGUGGAUCGACCGCAUCCAGAGCUGCCUGUCGGACGCCUGAGCAGAGCCUCCCGAGGAGCCUCACAACUCCCUGCACAGACACCUCCCGGGCCCUGACCCCGCGGA